Messenger RNA from Arachis stenosperma, 732 nucleotides. RefSeq lists its product as uncharacterized. The transcript is spliced from 3 exons. The record is from RefSeq and is a predicted model, not a curated record. The coding region runs from base 1 to 732 and encodes 243 amino acids. Lineage: Eukaryota; Viridiplantae; Streptophyta; Magnoliopsida; Fabales; Fabaceae.
AUGCGACGAAACGGUUGCUGGCGCAACCAAAGGACACGCACGCAGAAGGCACGUCCUUGUCACGAACGGCCGACCAGACGGCCCCAGGCUGACAACCCUCUUUUAGUCACCAGGGAUAGUUACUCUGCCCCACUCAAGAUUCUUGAGUACAAUGCCAGGCUACCAUAUCCUCAGAAACUCCAUAAGGCAGAAAAGGAUAAGCAAUUUGCCAGGUUUUUAGACAUCCUCAAAACACUUGAGAUCAAGAUCCCGUUUCCUGAAGCCCUUGAAAAGAUACCAUCCUAUGCCAUGUUUAUGAAGGACAUAUUAAGCCACAAAAGGGAUUGGAGGGAGGCAGAGACAAUUCUCCUCACCAAAGAAUGUAGUGCGAUUAUCAAGAGAAACCUCCCAGAGAAACUACAGGACCCUGGGAGUUUUAAACUCUGGAUCCAAGAAGUCAAGCCUACCCGCAUCUAUCUUCAGUUGGCUGAUGGCUCUGUUAAGGUCCCAUCAGGGGUGGUUGAGGAUGUGAUUGUUAGGGUUGGACCCUUUACAUUUCCAACAAACUUUGUGAUCCUAGAUAUAGAAGAGAAUAGGAAUGCUUUCAUUAUUCUUGAAAGACCUUUUCUGGCUAUAGGGAAAACCAUCAUUGACGUUCAAAAAGGGGUAGUAACACUAAGAGUUGGUAAGGAUGAAUUCAUACUCAAAGUUGUCAAGGCCAUGCAACACCCUGAUCCCCAGAAGAAUGCAUGA